This is a messenger RNA of Leptonychotes weddellii (Weddell seal), 1599 nucleotides long. The record is from RefSeq and is a predicted model, not a curated record. Lineage: Eukaryota; Metazoa; Chordata; Mammalia; Carnivora; Phocidae.
GACGCUGUGCAGAAGGUGUCCUGCAGACCAUGAACUGAGCCCUGGUUCCAGGCCGUUCAUGAGCACAGUGUGAGGCGUGCCGAGACCUGCCACCCAGCAAUCCCCUCCCCUCCCUAGCACUGAGGAUCCCCAGAGAAGAUGGGGAGGAAAAAGAUUCAGAUCCAGCGAAUCACUGAUGAGCGGAACCGACAGGUGACAUUCACCAAGCGCAAGUUCGGACUGAUGAAGAAGGCGUACGAGCUGAGCGUGCUCUGUGACUGUGAGAUCGCGCUCAUCAUCUUCAACCACUCCAACAAGCUGUUCCAGUAUGCGAGCACCGACAUGGACAAGGUGCUGCUCAAGUACACGGAGUACAACGAGCCACACGAGAGCCGCACCAACGCCGACAUCAUCGAGACCCUGAGGAAGAAGGGCUUCAACGGCUGUGACAGCCCCGAGCCCGACGGGGAGGACUCGCUGGAGCAGAGCCCCCUGCUGGAGGACAAGUACCGGCGUGCCAGUGAGGAGCUGGACGGGCUCUUCCGGCGCUACGGGUCAGCUGUGCCGGCCCCCAACUUUGCCAUGCCCGUCACGGUGCCCGUGUCCAGUCAGAGCUCACUGCAGUUCAGCAAUCCCAGCGGCUCUCUGGUCACCCCUUCCCUGGUGACAUCAUCCCUCACGGACCCGCGGCUCCUGUCCCCGCAGCAGCCAGCGCUGCAGAGGAACAGCGUGUCUCCGGGCCUGCCCCAGCGGCCGGCCAGCGCAGGGGCCAUGCUGGGGGGAGACCUCAACAGUGCUAACGGAGCCUGCCCCAGCCCUGUUGGAAAUGGCUACGUCAGUGCCCGGGCUUCCCCCGGUCUCCUCCCCGUGGCCAAUGGCAACAGUCUCAACAAGGGCAUCCCUGCCAAGUCUCCGCCCCCGCCAACCCACAGCGCCCAGCUUGGAGCCCCCAGCCGCAAGCCCGACCUGAGGGUCAUCACUUCCCAGGGAGGAAAGGGGUUGAUGCAUCACUUGACUGAGGACCAUUUAGAUCUGAACAAUGCCCAGCGCCUUGGGGCCUCCCAGUCUACCCACUCACUCACCACGCCAGUGGUUUCCGUGGCAACACCGAGUUUACUCAGCCAGGGCCUCCCCUUCUCCUCCAUGCCCACUGCCUACAAUACAGAUUACCAGCUGAGCAGUGCCGAGCUCUCCUCCCUCCCAACCUUCAGCUCGCCUGGGGGGCUGUCGCUAGGCAGUGUCACCGCCUGGCCUCAGCCCGCACAGCCGUCCACCUCCUCUGCUUCUGUCCCGGUGCCCAGCCCGGGCAGCCCUCUGCCUCACGUGGGGGCUGCCCUCACAGUCACCACCCACCCCCACAUCAGCAUCAAGUCGGAGCCGGUGUCCCCUAGCCGCGAGCGCAGCCCUGCGCCGCCCCCUCCAGCUGUGUUCCCAGCGGCCGCCCGCCCGGAGCCUGGCGAUGGCCUCAGCAGCCCGGCCAGCAGCUCCUACGAGACCGGGGACCGGGACGACGGACGGGGGGACUUCGGGCCCACGCUGGGCCUGCUGCGCCCAGCCCAGGAGCCCGAGGCUGAGGGCCCUGCUGUGAAGAGGAUGCGGCUCGACACCUGGGUACUGUAG